This is a messenger RNA of Alosa sapidissima (American shad), 5250 nucleotides long. It is a transcript of the gene sec24a, whose product is annotated as SEC24 homolog A, COPII coat complex component. Gene Ontology annotation, cellular component: endoplasmic reticulum exit site; COPII vesicle coat. Gene Ontology annotation, molecular function: zinc ion binding; SNARE binding. Bases 310 to 3720 code for a protein of 1136 amino acids. The transcript is spliced from 24 exons. Lineage: Eukaryota; Metazoa; Chordata; Actinopteri; Clupeiformes; Clupeidae. Gene Ontology annotation, biological process: intracellular protein transport; COPII-coated vesicle cargo loading; endoplasmic reticulum to Golgi vesicle-mediated transport. The record is from RefSeq and is a predicted model, not a curated record.
UGAUUUCGACUUCCUGUGGAAGAGGCAAAGAAACUCACGGCUGUCUUCUUGACAGGGCCUGAACCCUAGUAAGACAGGGAACGGCCUCAGUCAUGGUCCUUUGGUAGAUUGUUGACAACUUAGCGAAAUAACGCUCAUAAUCACUGAGGGAAAACGCUGUAUCAGGUUAACUGUCUACCCCCGCUGGGAAUUCGUUUUACCUGGUUGCUUGCUAACCAGGUAACCUCGUAACGUUGCGUUACUUUGAUAGGAUAGUUAGCCAUUCACUACGAAGAACCUCUACAAUUUGAUCCCUGUGUCUAUGCCAAGAUGUCAAACGCUGGUUUCAGUUCUCAAAAUGGGGCAGGAGGACAGGCUUACGUAAAUGGCCCCUCACAAAGCCCUUUUCCAAUGCAGCAAGUGAGCCAAGGUUAUAGCACACCUGGUCAGCUCGGCUAUCAUAAUCCAGUGCCUGCAAAGGCCCCCAUGCCGCCGGGCCCUGGACUCUACAACGCUGUCCCUCCAGUCAGCUCCUAUCAGAGUGGCCCCGGGCCCCACAUGCCAGUCAGGCCGCAGAUGGGAGGCCCGCCACCCAUGCCCCCUGGUCCGAUGCCCCCCACUUCUCAGAACUCUGUGCCGCUCCCCACGGCAUCAACAAACAACUACUACCCCAACGCUCAGAACCCCUCACCGUCCAGCUGGAACUACGGUGUGCGCCCUCCCAUGGGCGUGGCGGGAACGCCGCCUCCGCAGCCAGGGAACCACGUGACGUCGACGUCAUCGUCUCCCAGCCCAGUGCCGAACCUGCCCCCCUCUCAGGGGUUCAGUGCAGGACCCCCGCCAGGGCCCACUCUCACUCCCGACGCCUCGAGGCCCCCUGGACCCCCACUGCCUCCCGCCUCGCUCAACAGCUGGGCCCCACCAGGGUCUGUUCCACCUCUGCCUAUGAACGCAAUGACCCCACAGACAUACCAGCCGGGGAGGCCAGCGUACGGGCCCCCUCCCACAGCGGGACCCCCGCCAGCCAUGAGACCAACUCCGCCUCCCACCGGACCCCCCCUCGGCACAGCCACCCCUCCCCCACCCAUGGCCCCCCAACAUGAAGCUGGUCCGAGUGGAAGUGUUUCUAGUAACGCAUCAGCGUUCAAUGAUGUGGAGAACAUGGACUGGGAUGUUAAUCAGUCAGCAGGAAUGAGACAAACUCACGCGCCAACCAACUCUCAAGAUCCCAACAGCUUUGAGGCCGGCGACCGAACCAUCCCGGACCCCCCCUCAUCUCAGCCAGGACCAGGGCCAGCAGGGAGGCCAAUGGGUCUUGCCUACCCUUCCCUGCCCCCGGGGUACCAGAACAUGGCCCAGCCUCCAAACGCACCCCCUAUGCACCCAACACAGCCUUACAGCUCUGGUCCGGCGGCAUACCAACAGCCAUCGAUGGGCCCUGCCCAGCUGAGUCCCUCAAUGGCUGCGAUGAGCCUGCAGUCUCAGACCCCAGACGCUCUGCGUGUGGUCAACCUCUUGCAGGAGCGGAACCUCCUCCCCCCCACUGCCAUCGAGGCCCCCACGCCCUGCCUGCCACAGGACCUGCAGAAGGUCAACUGCAGUCCAGAGGUGUUCCGCAGCACUCUCACCAGCAUCCCCCAGACGCAGGCCUUGCUUAACAAAGCCAAGCUGCCCCUCGGCUUGCUGCUCCACCCUUUCAAAGAUCUUUCGCAGCUUCCCGUGGUGACCUCCAGCACGAUCGUCAGGUGUCGCUCCUGCAGAACCUACAUCAACCCCUUUGUCUCAUUUCUGGACCAGAGAAGAUGGAAGUGCAACCUCUGCUACAGAGUCAAUGACGUCCCAGAGGAAUUCAUGUACAACCCCGUCAGCAGAUGCUACGGAGAGCCCCAUAAAAGACCCGAGGUCCAGAACGCCACCAUUGAGUUUAUCGCUCCCUCUGAAUACAUGCUGCGACCACCCCAGCCAGCUGUUUAUCUGUUUGUCCUCGAUGUUUCCCACAAUGCCGUGCAGACUGGAUACAUCGAUGUUGUCUGUCAGUCGCUUCUCGAGAACCUCAACUUGCUUCCUGGGGAUACUAGGACGAAGAUUGGUUUCAUAACCUUUGACAGUACGAUCCACUUCUACAACCUCCAGGAAGGGCUCUCUCAGCCUCAGAUGCUUAUUGUGUCUGAUAUAGAAGAUAUAUUUUUACCUACACCAGACAGCCUUUUAGUAAACUUCAAUGAAUGCAAAGAGUUGGUCCAGGACCUGCUGAAGAGUUUACCACAGAUGUUCAGUAAGACGAUGGAGACCCAGUCUGCCCUGGGCCCAUCCCUGCAGGCCGCCUUCAAGCUGCUCUCGCCCACCGGGGGCCGUGUGUCCGUCUUCCAGACCCAGCUGCCCACUCUGGGCGUCGGGGCACUCAAGUCCAGAGAGGACCCUAACCAGAGGGCAUCUGCCAAGGACAUCCCGCAUCUCUCACCUGCGACAGACUUCUACAAGAAGCUGGCUCUGGACUGUUCAGGACAGCAGGUGGCCGUGGAUUUGUUUAUGCUGAGUUCACAGUACUGUGACCUGGCCUCUUUGGGCUGCAUAUCCAGGUACUCAGCAGGAAGUGUGCACUAUUACCCCUCCUACCACAACCAACACAACCCUGCCCAGACGGAGCGCUUCCAGAAAGACCUCAAGAGAUACCUGACCCGCAAGAUUGGCUUUGAGGCCGUGAUGAGGAUACGAUGCACUAAAGGCCUCUCCAUACACACUUUCCACGGGAACUUCUUUGUGCGCUCGACGGACUUGCUCUCGCUGCCCAACGUGAACCCGGAUGCUGGUUUCGCCGUGCAGAUGUCCAUCGAGGAGAACCUGGUGGACAUGCAGGUUGUCUCCUUCCAGGCUGCGUUGCUCUACACGUCCAGCAAAGGUGAAAGAAGGAUCCGAGUGCACACCAUGUGUCUACCCGUGGUCAACUCUCUGUCGGACAUCUUUGCUGGAGCUGAUGUACAAGCUAUCACCGGCCUUCUGGCCAGCAUGGCUGUUGAUCGCUCCGUGACGGCCAGCUUGAGUGACGCCCGAGAUGCGAUGACCAAUGCUGUGAUUGACUCGUUGGCCUCGUACCGCACCGCUGUGCUGACCAUCCAGCAGCCCGGGCUGCUGUCCCCCACCUGCCUGCGUCUCUUCCCCCUCUACAUCCUCGCCCUGCUCAAACAGAUUGCCUUCCGGACAGGCACCAGUACUCGACUGGACGACCGUGUGUUCGCCAUGUGUCAGCUGAAGUACCAGCCACUGGCUUACCUCAUGCUCAUGAUCCACCCAGCACUGUACCGUGUGGAUGACCUGACCGACGAGGGGGCGCUGAAUGUCAGUGACCGCACCAUCCCCCAGCCUCGCGUGUUGCAGCUGUCUGUCGAGAAGCUGAGCAGAGAAGGAGCCUUCCUCAUGGACACUGGCUCGGUGAUGUAUUUAUGGGUGGGAAGGAACUGCAAUCCUCAGUUCUUAACUCAAGUCCUUGGGGUUCCAAGCUAUGCAGCUCUUCCCCAGAAUAUGACUCAGCUCCCAGAACUGGACACUGCUGAGUCCACAAGGACGAGAGCAUUCGUCGGCUGGCUACGGGAACAGAGGCCAUUUUAUCCCACCUUACAUGUCAUCAAGGAUGAUAGCCAGCUGAAGGCUAACUUCAUGCAGAGCAUGGUUGAGGAUCGAACAGAGUCGGCGCUGUCCUAUUAUGAGUUCCUUCUCCACGUGCAGCAGCAAAUCUCCAAAUAAGAUGGUGCUGCAGGCGAGAGGGUUGGGAGGGGGUGCGGUGGGGGUCAACGCGAGGAGUAUGCAGUUGUUCUGGCAGUAUUGAUGGGGUGGGGUUGGGGUGGUGUGAGGACAGUGAGAAUGUGUCCGACCGUGUGACUGGCGUUCAGACUCCGAGCCUGUCGGUACGUUCUGAAGGACAACACCACCAUUUCUCUCUCUCUCUUUGUGUAUCUUCUCAUCAGUUCCCCUGGAGACAGACUGGUCCACUUGGCUGCUUAUUCUCAAAUCAAACUUCUUAUUCAACAUGUCAAUGAUGAGGGGCAGAUUGUUGAUUUCCUAGUAGCAUGUGGAAAUCAUUUGGGGGGGUGGGGAUAAAAAUAAUAAUGCAUCCAUGUAGGUCGAUAAAUCAAGUAUUUGACCUUCUCGGGAGAGACAGUAUGGAGACAUUCAGAUGAUGAAGCACAGUUGUACUUACUAAUAAUAAAGUAAAGUAUGUAUCACACUAAAGUCUUUUGAGCUCCUAGCUCAAUGUAGAGCUAUACUGAGGGGCACAGUCAGUAAUAAAGUAAUGCUUUAUGGUAUGACAGAACGGCAUACAUAUUCUCUUAUUUCGAUCACUGCUAUUGUCAGUCGAACAAAUCCACAGACUUGCAAUGACAAAAGAAAUGUGGCAGAUGGAAGUUAGAAAAAAAAGGGGUGGCCUCACUCCUUUUGUAAUCUUUUGCUGUGAGUACAUUGAUCAAGUGGAAUGCUGUCUUCACCUUGUGGUUUCUGGCAGUCACUCUGUGAAAAAUUUCAAACUUUUCAUGUUUUUAUUUUAUUUCCUUUUCGUUUGUUAAUUUAUGAGAAUCCCAUUCUAAUUACAUCUGUGUUUGCCUUGUAUGGGAACUCAGUUUUUUUAGGCUUCUGUUAAAAGGCAAGACAUUAUGUAUAUGAAAUGUUUUAAUAUAAUAGGAUAUGGGAAAUUUCUUUAACAGACAUAACAAAGCCAUUUGAUCUUUAAUCAUGCUUUAUUAAAAACUUGUAUAUUGAAAAGUACAUUAUAAUGAUAAAGAUGGAUUUUAGUAUGACCUUAAGGUGAAUUUAUGAUAAAAAAAAAUAAACUGGUUGGGCCUUUUAUAUCUAGUGGUUGUUCUGUCGUAAAUGAAGGACUAUUUUACUUAAUCCAUUUCUUUUCUGAUAAAUGUUGUCUCUGCAUACACAUUUUGUUCUUUCAAAAUGACUUACGUUUUAUCUCAAGUUUUAAUCAAACAAUAGGAGUGUAUCACAGAAAACAUUCAAACUGUGAUAAAGAAUCCAGUUACAUGUAGUGUUAAGUUCUUCUGGUGUGUGAAAUGUCAUGUUAUAAUUUAAGUGUUUCUUAAUUGUAAUGCUGAAGAAAUAAGUUAUGAAUGAUGGUGAAGAUUGGACUAUACUUUUGAUUUGCUUCUUUAUGUGUAAUAAUCAAAAUCUACCAAAACCUUUUAACUUCCCAAGAUAAAACAAUGUUUUCCCCAUGUAAUUUUGAUACUGCUUUCCGUCUCAGAGAUGAUAAAGCUCACUAAAUCCUCA